UAGAUAUUUCUAUUUAAAUGCGUGGAAACUUUGGCUGUGAUAGUUGAUGUAGUGGUAGCUUCCUCAUGAGGACAGUGAGACUUCAGUCUGACACGCCCACAUUCCACAGGUUGAGGACGAAGCAUGUUUCAAAUCUGCUGACAAAGGUUUGAGCUCCAGGAUUUCCAGAAUAAAAUGAAGUUGCUUGCACUGCUCCUCUUCUGUAACACUGCGUCUUCAGUGAAAUACUCCCUGAAAUAUUUCCUCACUGCCACGUCUGGACUCCCAGACUUCCCGGAGUUUGUGGCUUCUGCUUCGGUCAAUGGAGUUCAGGUGGGUUACUGUGACAGCAACAUCAGGACAGCCGAGCCCACACAGGACUGGAUGAAAAAACUAGUAAAAGACGACCCUCAGCACCUGGACUGGUAUUCUGAGAAGUGUUUCGGAAAUCAGCAGGUCUUCAGAGCCAACAUUGAUAGCUUGAAGCAACGCUUAAACCAGACUAGAGGUCCUUACAUCUUACAGAGGAUGAAUGGCUGUGAAUGGGAUGAUGAGACUGAAGAAAUUAAAGGUUUUAAUCAGUACGGUUACAAUGGUGAGGACUUCAUAGCGUUGGACCUGCAAACGCUAACAUGGAUCGCUCCCAAACCACAGGCUGUCAUUACAAAACUGAAAUGGGAUGCUGAAAAAGCUCGAUUAGAGCACAACAAGAACUACUACAUCAACAGGUGCCCCGGCUGGCUGAAGAAGUAUGUGAAAUAUGGGAGAAGCUUUCUGCAGAGAUCAGUUCUUCCCUCAGUUUCUCUCCUCCAGAGGAGUCCAUCUGUAGUCAGCUGCCACGCUACAGGUUUCUAUCCUCACAGAGCCAGAAUGUUCUGGAGGAAAGAUGAAGAGGAGUUUCAUGAUGGUGUGGACAAAGGACAGAUCCUCCCCAACCAUGACGGCAGCUUCCAGAUGAGUGUUCAGCUGAAUGUUUCAUCAAUCAAGCCAGAGGACUGGAGCAGGCACGACUGUGUGUUCCAGCUCGCCGGUGCAGAGACAGACAUCAUAACCAAACUGGACAAAAAAGUGAUCCAAACCAACAGUGGUAAGACAGGCUCACAAGUCAUGUUAUUGCUGUUAAAAUACUGUAGCUGUGGUGUCUUUGUCUUCUCUAUAUGUCACGUAGCCAGAUAUGUCAAAGUUGAACUCUUGUACUCAUUUCCAGCUGGAUUUUGUUUUAUUCUACAAACCUGCUAGAGUAGCUUUACACGAUUCAUAGUUCAAGACAACUCCUAUUUAAUUUAUGUAUCCUACAAAUACUGCUGGAUUAUCACAGAUGAAUGUUACAACAAUAAAAUGAU
Molecule: messenger RNA, 1322 nt
Organism: Neolamprologus brichardi
Lineage: Eukaryota; Metazoa; Chordata; Actinopteri; Cichliformes; Cichlidae
Source: RefSeq, a predicted model, not a curated record